UGUAAAGAAAUUUAAUACGCCCUUUCCGCCAAGCAACAACAGUGAAGCAAUAAAAAGAAAGAAUAAUAAAAAAAUAAACACAAAAAAAAAAUUAUAAAUUAAAUAUCAUUUAUAAAUUCAUGUGUGAAAAUCGUUCUUUAUAUCAAACGUCGCGUUAUAAGCUUUGUUUUUCUUUCUCUUUCUUUUCUUUUUUUGUUUUCACAUAAAAGAAUGCUCGCUCGGGUUACAGCCGUAAAACUUAAGUUCCGAAAUUCCAAUUGGUCUCAACUUUAGUGUAGAAAAAAAAUUCUAACUGAAAACGUGCCAGAAAACCGGUUUUAAAACAUACAUAAAUUCGUACUACUCAACAUAAUAGGUAUAUCGUCGUAAUUACUAACCGAGAAGGUACAUCUGCUUUAUGUAUAUAUUUAAGCAUACCCGAGCAGAUAUAUAUAUAUUAUCCGUUUUAUAAAGGUUUUAUAAAUCGUUUUAGUGGUUAUUUGAAUAGAUUUUUAUUAAAUAUUUAAUAAGAAUACAAAAACGGAUAAUGACGCAGGUUCUACACUAAUAUUACACUAAAAUUUUACUAAAUAAAAAUUUAUUAAAUGUGCUUAAACUAUGUGUGUGAAAGUGAUAGAAUGUUUAGUAAAACAGGUUAAAUAGAAAUUUGUAUGUUUCUAUAAAAAAAAGGAAAAUUAAGAGUUAAAGUUAAAAAAAAAUAAGCAUAUGCAAAAAAUUUAUUACCAAGGAAAUCCUAACCAGAACGUUUACACGCCCCUUAAUUUUGUUGGAAAAAAAACAGAAUAUGUGUUGAAAAUGUAUUUGAUCGUCGGACUGAAGACUUGCCACAUUUUUCAUUUUCAUGCAAAAACAACAAACAUAAAACGUUUAAGUGGGAAAAAAAAUUUACAUUUACAAUGCAAACUUUUCUAACGGUACUACGCCAUUUUGUGUUCGUGCAACAUAUUUACAAGUGCUUCGUCAUGCGUUGAUGACUGCAACGAAAAUGCAAAGAAAAGUGUCUCUGUCUCUAUAAGAUCUGCGAAGUAGUGAAGUGUAACUGAGUGUAUCUCUUAGUGCUGAGUCUUUGCGAAGUAGGAAAGCACAAAAAAAAAGUUGAAAUCAGUACAAGAGCCUCUUAACAUCCUUAAAGUCUAAUAAAAAAAAAAUCCCGAAAAAAAAAAUUAAUAAAAUAAUAACGUUAAAAUGUCUGAUGAUAUAAAUAAAACAGCAGCAGCAACAACAACAACAACAGUAACAACGGAUAUAACAACAACGAAUAGUGAAGUAAUUGCGGCAACAUCUGAGGUGCCACUUAGCAAUGUAAAUGCAACAACUUGUACUGUUACAGCAUUUGCUGAACUGUCUUUAUUCGAUCAAUUAAAAAAUAGUGUUAAUCACAAUUUAAUAAAUAGUAAAACUGGUAACAACAGUAUUCAACCGAAUAGCAACAACAACAACGGUACCGGUGGCAGCAACAACAGUACCGGUGGUAGCAACAUUAAAACGGAAAUAAGUUGUUCUAUUUCUCAAGCUUUGCACAUACCAACCAACGACACUGCUGACAACAGUUCGAGUACCAAUCGGCACUUAACCAAAGAGGAUAAAAAUUGCAACAACAAUGAAACAGAUACAAAGUUGCAACAGCAACAACAACAGUCUGAAACAGACUUGGCAAUAUUGACAGCUGCAAAGGAAGUGACUGACAAUAACAAAUCAAGAACAAAUGAAAAAUCGACAAAAGUCUGUAGUGAAAAAUGCUCCUUUAUGAAGGAGCCUAAAGUGAAAAAUACUGAUAAAGUCUUAACAAAAAUUGAAAAUUCGAAAAAAGGAAAUAUAAAGGAUGUUGUGUCUGCAACCAGCAUAAGUGCGCACAAUGCAAGCAAUACAAGCAACAACAACAACAUCAAUAACAGCGAUAAUAACGGCAGUAAAGUAAGCAAUAAUACUUUAAAUUUAAUACGUAAAGGCGAACAAGUGACAAACUUGACAACUUUAUUGUCGAAAACAGAUACUCUAGUGAAAACAGCAGCAGCAACAGCAAUAACAGCAACUGCAACAGAAAUAGCAAUAGCAACAAUACUGCCUGAAGUCGUAGCAAAUCCUAAUAUCUCAGUUAUGCAGACAGACAAGCAACAAACUUUUUUAUCAAACGCAAAUAAUCAAGAAAUGUCAACCACAGCAAUCCAAUUAAUGUCACAAAGCAAUGCAACAAUACCAACAACUAACACUAUACAAAAUAUUGUAAAUACAACAGCAACAGCAACAGCAACUGAUAUAGUGUGCAGCAACAGCAACAAGUUGAAGCCAAUACCGAUACCAACACUGACAGCGUCAACAACAACAACCAACGUCAAUUUCUUAGAUACGCAUAACACUGCUAAUCAUUGUGCUAAUCAAGUUGUUGGCAAUAGUAAUGAGAGUGUGGAAAUUGCUAGCAAUAAUAUAGCAUCAAUUGCUGCUGUCAGCAACACAAAUCAACACAUUAAAACGACAGUAAACACAGUCAAUACUGCAGCACCAGUAGCAGCAGCAGCAACGACAAUCAACGCAUUGCAAAAUAAAACUUCAAAUUUGAAUCAACAAUUCUCAACACCAGCAUUGCCACCACCAACAACAACAAUAACUGCAAUUGGCAACAUCAGCAGCAAUGGUACAAGCAUUGGCAUAGUGCAUGGUAUGAAACGUGCCACAUCGGCAACAACAACUGCAACGGCUCUUAUAGCAUCAAAACCAACAUCUGCAAUAAAUAUCGCAGGGAAAUUUCAAGCACCCACUGUCAAUUCUGUUGCAUUCUUACAACAACAACAACAACAACAAAAUACGCAUAUUUUUGGUAUACCACAAGCUAAUGUUGUUGCAAACAGUCACAGCGACAUCAAUGAUAAAACUAGCACUAUGACAAGCAACAAUACUACUAAUAAUAUUGUCAAUAUACACAGAAUGGAAAAUAACAAAGUAUUAAGAUCUCAACGUCAUUAUCAUCAUCAUCAGCAACAUUUGUUGCAGCAAUUACAUCAUCAUAAUCAUCAUACAGCAAUUGCUAAUAGUAAUAAAAGGACUGCAGCAACAGCUGGCUCACAUCAUGCAAACGAGAGUGAUAUUAUCAGCAAGAAGAAACGUUGCACCGAUCGUUAUGAUUCUUCAGAAUCUUCAGACAGCUAA
This is a messenger RNA of Teleopsis dalmanni, 3144 nucleotides long. Its product is annotated as myosin-G heavy chain-like. The coding region runs from base 1186 to 3144 and encodes 652 amino acids. The transcript has 3 exons. NCBI's taxonomy places the organism in Eukaryota, Metazoa, Arthropoda, Insecta, Diptera, Diopsidae. The record is from RefSeq and is a predicted model, not a curated record.